This is a messenger RNA of Ictalurus punctatus (channel catfish), 4069 nucleotides long. Its product is annotated as receptor-type tyrosine-protein phosphatase eta. The record is from RefSeq and is a predicted model, not a curated record. The transcript has 16 exons. Bases 92 to 2968 code for a protein of 958 amino acids. Gene Ontology annotation, molecular function: protein binding. Lineage: Eukaryota; Metazoa; Chordata; Actinopteri; Siluriformes; Ictaluridae.
GAGGCGGAGAGACCUUACUGCACUCACACUCAGGCUCACAAACAUUGAACAGCACAUGUGAGGCUUCAGCAGUCAGGACUCAACAAGCAUCAUGAGAUGCUACACAUUAAGGAAAAAACUCCAAAUGACUCUUCUGAGUCUGUUUCUGUUUCAGAGCAUAAUUGCUGCACAAUGGGAAAGUAUAGGUGCUGUUGCCAGUCUCACUGCUUCUAUCAAAACCACAUCAUCUGUGUCUCUAACCUGGAAUGAGCCACCUGGGAACAGGUCGUACUUUACAGUAAAUUGGGCUGAUGGCAGUGUGAAUAACAGCAGUAACACUUCAAACACGUCUUACACUGUCACUGGUCUGACUGCUGGAGUGAACUACACAUUCACUGUUACUGCAGUUGCUGCAGAUGGACAAACUGCAGGAGCACCAACUCAAAUCUCAGCAUUCACAAAGCCAAAUGCUGUCACCAGUCUCACUGUCUAUAACAAAACUACAUCAUCUGUGUCUCUAACCUGGAAUGAGCCACCUGGGAACAGGUUCUACUUUACAGUAAAUUGGACUGAUGGCAGUGUGAAUAACAGCAGUAACACUUCAAACACGUCUUACACUGUCACUGGUCUGACUGCUGGAGUGAACUAUACAUUCACUUUUACUGCACUUGCUGCAGAUUCACAAACUGCAGGAGCACCAACUCAAAUCUCAGCAUUCACAAAGCCAAAUGCUGUCACCAAUCUCACUGUCUCUAACAAAAACACAUCAUCUGUGUCACUAACCUGGAAUGAGCCACCUGGGAACAGGUCGUACUUUACAGUAAAUUGGACUGAUGGCAGUGUGAAUAACAGCAGUAACACUUCAAACACGUCUUACACUGUCACUGGUCUGACCGCUGGAGUGAACUACACAUUCACUGUUACUGCAGUUGCUGCAGAUGGAAUUACAGGAGCACCAACUCAAACUUCAGCCUUCACAAAGCCAAAUGCUGUCACCAAUCUCACUGUUUCUAUCAAAACCACAUCAUCUGUGUCUCUAACCUGGAAUGAGCCACCUGGGAACAGGUCGUACUUUACAGUAAAUUGGACUGGUGGCAGUGUGAAUAACAGCAGUAACACUUCAAACACGUCUUACACUGUCACUGGUCUGACUGCUGGAGUGAACUACACAUUCACUGUUACUGCAGUUGCUGCAGAUGGACAAACUGCAGGAGCACCAACUCAAACUUCAGCCUUCACAAACCCAAAUUCUGUCACCAGUCUCACUGUCUCUAUCAAAACCUCAUCAUCUGUAUCUCUAACCUGGAAUGAGCCACCUGGGAACAGGUCGUACUUUACAGUAAACUGGGCUGGUGGCAGUGUGAAUAACAGUAGUAACACUUCAAACACGUCUUACACUGUCACUGGUCUGACCGCUGGAGUGAAAUACACAUUCACUGUUACUGCAGUUGCUGCAGAUGGACAAACUGCAGGAGCACCAACUCAAAUCUCAGCAUUCACAAACCAUCCAAAUGCUGUCACCAAUCUCACUGUCUCUAACAAAAAUACAUCAUCUGUGUCUCUAACCUGGAAUGAGCCACCUGGGAACAGGUCGUACUUUACAAUAAAUUGGACUGAUGGCAGUGUGAAUAACAGCAGUAACACUUCAAACACGUCUUACACUGUCACUGGUCUGACUCCUGGAGUGAACUACACAUUCACUGUUACUGCAGUUGCUGCAGAUGGUGGAACUGGAGGACUCUCUCGGAUCUCAGCCUUCACAAAGCCAGACAUCGUCAGAAGUCUCACAUCCUCUGAAGUCACAACAACAUCUGUAUUUCUGGACUGGAAUAAACCAUUAGGAGAGAGGUCUUUCUUUAUAGUGCGAUGGACAAACAGCAGUACAACUCCUGUAACUGCCUUUAACAUCACUGAUCUAACCCCUGGAACAAAUUACACAUUUACAGUCUCAGCUGUUGCUGCUGAUAAUAAAACAGAAGGAUCACUGGUUGGCCUUUCCACUUGUACAGAUGCAAGUCCUGUCUUUGACAUAACCUGCAAAGGACCAAAUCGCACCUCACCAGCUUUGCUGAACUUAACAUGGAUGAAUCCUCCGGGCAACAACCAAGGAUUUAACAUCAGUCUCAAUCAAACACCCAGUGUCUUUAUUUUACCUUGUAGUCCUGUCUGUAACCACAUUUUUUCUGAAAACCUCCAAUACUUCAGCACUUACAGUGUGAUUAUUUCAACCCUUGGAUGUGGUGAGAGUGGUACAUGGGACUUUAAGUGCACAACAGGCAUUACAGACCCAUCAGUUCCCAGUAAUCCAGGAGACGUAGCAAUCAUCGUCUCUCCAAUAAGCCAGACUGUAGUAAAGCUACAAUUCAGUACCAGUCUUCUGAAUAGUACUAAUGGGCCAAUUCAAGCCUAUGGUGUUCUGCUCUCAACUGACCUGAAAAGUAGCAACUCCAGGAAUGACCUAACAAUGACCUAUAGUGAUUGGGUAAAAGAGAAGACCAAGACUUAUCUCACUGUUUUAAAAUUAAAUGAAAAUCUAAUUUCCAGAAGCAACAUGAUUACGAUUGAAAUUGGAAGUAACAAUGUCUUAGAUGUAAUCAGUAAUACAGAGUAUACAAACGGACCUCUGACUAAUCAGAACUACAGAGUAGCCAUGGUUCUAUUCACUUACCUGGAAAUCAAAGAAGGACUUGUAGACAUCAAGCAAUCAAUUUUCUCUGUGACACCUUUUGCCACUAAGAUCAUAAAACCACUCAACCCAUCAUCAAACACUGUUGCAGUUAUUUUGGGGGUGCUGUUGUCCAUCAUCUGUAUUUUUAUCAUCAUCGCCAUCAUCUUUGUCAUGCUGAGAAGACUCCAGACCCACCACAACCUUGAACCGGCGGUUACUGAAAGUUUUGACCUGCAAUCAACCUAUGUCAACUUGAGUAAUGCAACAAGGCCGAUUCUAGAUUCUCCCACCAAAUUGGUUCAAACAACCUGGAAAUUUUGAAACACCCCUCAGCCUUUCCAUCCAAAUUCAUCUGGCUCACCAUCAGUUACAGAAGACUUUGGCAACCAUGAAUGUAGUGAACCAGACUGGUGUGUGUGUGUGUGUGUGUGUGUGUGUGUGUGUGUGUGUGUGUGUGUGUGUGUGUGUGUGUGUGUGUGUGUGCUGUGGGGCGGGUGUCAGAAAGAUUUUAUUUGGUGUUAUAUUAUGGGGUCCAGUUAAAGCCCAUUUUUUAUUUUAUGUGAUAGGAAUUUUAGAAAAAUACUACAUUUGAGCUAUCUAUUUUAGACUGUUGAAAAAAAAGCAGGCAGCACAGUGGUGCAGGAGGUAGCAUUACUGUAUAGGGACUUUGCCAGUGAUAUAAUCCCUAAAGUAUUAUCUUUCCUGUCCAACGCAUAAACCAUACCAGAAAAUGACCGCAAAAGCUUAGCACAGGCACUUAUUUGAAGCUCAUUUGAGGUUAUCUGCAAAACCAAUAACCAGGAUGGCCACAACACACAAGACUCCAGGCAAGAGUCUCCAAGGUGGGCAGAGUCAGGAAAGGCAAGAUUUGUCUCUCCAGGAAGACAAUGGUUACUGUUAAAUAAUGAUCCAAUAAACUGGUGUUAUAUAACAAAAAAGCCCUUUCUUUUCAAACACAGCAAACCAAAAAAUUGCUCUGGACUUUUAUAACCUGCUUUUUCAUAUAGUGUGUAUGAUCAUUUCAUUCCCCAUGUAAUUCCUCUGUUUUCUCAAAGGCACAGGGAACUCUGUGAGUGCACAAUAUUACAUUUUCAUGAUCUAGGCAUUUUAUAAGCAUGCUAAAUGUAGUUCUCAAAGUGCAGUUCCUGGGAGGCGAGAAUUAGUAAUGCACUCCAGGACGUCCCUUUGAACAACACCACUGAAUGAGGAGAGGAAUGAACCCUGACCCACCUCAUCACAUAAGAUCCAAAGCUGCCUACACUCAUUGUACAUGCCUACCAUUAUACUUUAUUUCACUAUAUUAUACAAUUGUCAAUCAAUUACUUUUUCUGCAUUAUAUAUUGUAUUUCUUUUCUAUUUCCAUAUAAUUUGUUAAAUGUAUGCAUACUCUUCUUAUUAUUAUUAAACUGCUUUUAUGUUGUA